AUGAGAUUCUCACAACUAGUCACUGCCUUACCCUUGUGGUUCGGAAGCGUGAAUGCAAACCAGAGCUGGGCAGGCUGGGCAGGACUGGGAGACCAGACAAAGUGGUCCACCCCCUGCUGUAGCCCGAACGUCGUGGAUGUGGAUAUCGCAAUCAUUGGUGGUGGUUCCGGUGGCAUCCACGCCGCAAUUCAUUUGAAGGACGCCGACGCCAGCGUCAGUGUCAUCGAGAAGAAGGACCAGAUCGGCGGCACACAGAAACAUAUACCAACCCUACCACCGGCGUCGUCACUAACGUUAGUGUUAUCGUUUUUGAGAACACAGACCUGGUCAAGCGGCAUUCCUAUCCCGGCCCCGGAUGACCAGCAGCAGGCUAUUCGAGCUGCCGCGCAAGCCUACACCAAGAAUGUGCUAAGCAAGUACGGAUGGGUUGACCAGGGCUUUUUAGUCCCGGACCCGGUUCCCGAGGAGUUAUACCUACCCUUCAGCCAGUUUGCAGAGAAUUACAACUUUUCUGCUCUCCUUCCUACUAUCGCGCAAGUCGACUGGUAUAUAGGCAACCUCACGACACUCCCGGCCUUAUACGGCAUUAAGAGCCUCGGACCCGGCUUGCUCGGUAGUGUCUUCGGCGAGUUUAUACUAUCUAGCACAGGCAACAGCAGAAGCCUAUACGACGCGGCCCUAAAGGAACUAGGCUCUAGUGUCCUCUUGAACACCACGAUCCUUAAUAUCGAUCGUCACUCUAACUCGACUGGUGUGACUCUCUUGGUUUCCCAGCCCGGAAGCGCCCCUAAGACAAUCCGUGCCCGCAAGUUGUUAGUCGCCAUCCCGCCGACCCUAAAGAACAUCUGGUCCUUCGACCUCUCUAAGCAAGAGGAGGCUAUCUUCUCCAAGUUCUCCUCCCUCGGCUACUUUGCCGGCGUGGCUAAUGUCCCGGGUUUCAAUAGCACGUUGACUAAUAUGGGCGCCCUAACUCCUUUCAACCAGCCUAUCAUUCCGGGUAACCAUGGCUUUAUCACCACAGGAUCGCCUAACGAAUUCCAGAUCGGAGGGGGCUUCGACAGCGGAGACGUCACGGAUGAAGAAGGAAAGGACCUCGUCCGUAAGAACCUGGCCACCCUAGCGGCGGUGGGUGCCGUCCCGGCGGAUGCGGCACAUUCUGUCACGUUCCCGUACACAUCCAACCACAUGCCGUACAAUGUACGUGUCACGGCUGAGGAUAUCAAGGCUGGCUUCUACGCCAAGCUUCUAGCGCCACAGGGCUCCCGCAAUACGUACUGGACUGGCGCGGCGUUUUCUGGCCACAACAGCGCUCUGGUCUGGAACUGGAAUGAGGGAACGAUUGUGCCUGGCCUGAAGAAGGACCUUGGCCUGAAAUAA
Penicillium egyptiacum is the source of this 1377-nucleotide messenger RNA. The record is from the annotation of a GenBank genome assembly. Lineage: Eukaryota; Fungi; Ascomycota; Eurotiomycetes; Eurotiales; Aspergillaceae.